UGAUGAGGUGUUCUUUGGCAGGGCUCGUUUGUUCCCUGGCUUUUUCUUUCUCUCUCUCACUCGCUCUGUCAUUCUGACAGAAGCCGCCUCUCUUCAGAGCACCACAACUUUCCUCAGCCAGGUUGGGGAUGUAACACGUUAGAGAGGUUGAGAAUGAACAAUUGCCAUUCUUUUCGUCUCCCUGCCUUUGUGUACUGGCGGAUUGCUCCUGAGAGUGCCAUGUGACUACUUCUACAACGCUUUGGAGCUAUUUUCCCCCUCUCCCUCUAUUUUCCCUUCGCCGAAGAGGAAAGAGGUGGCUAGAGGAGGAUAUGUUUUCCGUUUCGCUUAAGUGCCGGCUUGGUGUCAUCAAACGGAGAAUCAAGGAUGAUGGCCCAUACUCCAAAGGGAACAAGGACUCAACAGGGCCUGACAACUCGCUCAUAUCAAGAAGACAAAGCAUCCCAGAAGAGCUGCGCGGGGUUACGCUGGUUGAGUUGAUUAAGAAGGAAGGAAGCACUCUGGGUCUCACGAUCUCGGGCGGCACGGACAAGGACGGCAAACCCCGCGUCUCCAACCUACGGCCGGGUGGGCUUGCGGCUAGGAGCGAUCAGCUCAACGUUGGCGACUACAUCAAGUCGGUCAAUGGCAUCAAUCUGACCAAACUCCGUCAUGAUGAGAUCAUCAGCCUGUUGAAAAACGUCGGAGAGCGUGUCGUGCUGGAAGUGGAGUAUGAACUGCCGUCAGCUGCACCAGACAGUACCUCAGGUGUUAUCUCCAAGACAAUCGACAUCUGUUUGCAGAAAGAAGGCAACAGCUUCGGCUUUGUUAUGAGAGGGGGCUCUCACGAGGACUGGCACAAAUCUAGACCUUUGGUGGUGACGCAUGUCCGACCUGGAGGACCCGCCGACAGAGAAGGGACGCUAAAAGUGGGCGAUCGGAUCCUGAGCGUGGAUGGUGUGUCCUUACACAAUGCCAGUCACAGCGACGCCCUCACCGUGCUGACCCAGUGUGGCCAAGAAGCCCUGUUUCAGAUCGAAUAUGAUGUCUCCAUCAUGGACUCCGUUACAAAUGCUUCAGGUCCUCUGCUGGUGGAGAUCGCCAAAUCACCCGGAGCCAGUCUGGGUAUCACUCUGACCGCUGCCAUGCACAGAAACAAGCAGGCCAUCGUCAUCGACAAGAUCAAAGCAGGCAGUGUAGUCGACAGGUCAGGAGCGUUACACGUGGGUGAUCAUAUCCUUUCUAUAGAUGGGACCAGCACAGAGCACUGUUCAGUUCUGGAGGCGACACAGCUGCUGGCCAGCACCUCUGAUCAGACCAAACUAGAGAUCCUGCCCGCUCACCAAACCCGCCUGUCCGGAAAACCCCAGGACACUGUGAAAGUCCAGAAAAGUGACCACCCUCACUGUUGGGACCCCUGCGUGAACUACUGCCAUUCUCAACAUCCCGGUCACUGUAAAACAGGAACGUGGACCUCUGGCUCCAGUAACCAAUCCAGCUCUCAGGAUUACUGUAAAUCGGUAGUCUGCACUAACUUCUCUCCGGGCUCCACCACCACCACGUCAGGAAUGACCAGUCAGGGUUCAAACACGCUGCCCCGCGCCGCCCCUCCCAUGAGCCCCAGGAACUCCAUGCUGAAGAGGAGACAGAGGAAAAAAGAGCACAAGAGCUCCUCUGUGUCUUUAGCCUCAAGUUCUGUGGGCCCCGGUGGUCAGAUCGUCCACACAGAGUCCAGUGAGGUCACUCUGAGAGGAGACCCCCUUAAUGGGUUUGGCGUUCAGCUACAAGGUGGGAUUUUCGCAACGGAGACCCUCUCCGCCCCUCCUCUCAUCCGCUUCAUAGAGCCCGACAGCUCAGCCGAAAGGUGUGGGCUUCUGCAGGUCGGUGAUCGAGUUUUAUCCAUCAAUGGAAUUCCUACAGAAGAUGGAACGCUGGAGGAGGCCAAUCAGCUGCUUCGAGAUGCCGCUCUGGCCAAUAAGGUCACACUGGAGAUCGAAUUUGAUGUGGCAGAGUCAGUUGUGCCCAGCAGUGGAACAUUCCAUGUAAAACUGCAGAGAAAGAGAGGAGUAGAGCUAGGCCUCACUAUCAGUGCCAGUAAGAAACCGGGAGAGCCUCUUAUCAUCUCUGACAUUAAAAAAGGCAGCAUGGCCCACAGAACGGGAACUCUGGAGCCAGGAGACAAGCUGUUAGCAAUAGAUAACAUACGUCUGGAGAACUGCUCUAUGGAGGACGCCGUCCAAAUCCUGCAGCAGAGUGAGGAUCUGGUCAAACUCAAGAUACGCAAGGACGAAGACAACUCAGAUGAGCAGGAGUCAACAGGCUCCAUUAUCUACACAGUGGAGCUAAAACGGUACGGCGGCCCGCUGGGCAUUACCAUCUCCGGCACGGAGGAGCCUUUUGACCCCAUCAUCAUCUCAGGCCUGACCAAAAGGGGUCUUGCUGAGAGGACUGGAGCCAUUCAUGUUGGAGAUCGAAUUUUGGCCAUCAACAAUGUGAGCCUGAAGGGUAAACCUCUUAGUGAAGCCAUACAUCUGCUGCAGAUGGCAGGAGAAACCGUCACCCUCAAAAUCAAGAAACAGACCGACACACCCGAUGAUAAGAAGAAAGACAGCGACUUGGAGAAUGAGCUCAGUGAUAAUGAGGACGAGAUGACCGACUCGCAGAAGACCAAUAAACUGUCAGAGAUUUACUCCACCACCAUCCCCAGCGUGGACUCGGCCAUGGAAUCAUGGGAUGGAUCGGGUAUUGACGCUGGUUAUAGCAGCCAAGGUGGCUAUAUCCAUCAUGCCGCUGGCAUUGCGUUACACCCUCAUGAGUGGCGUAGCACCAAACAGAGGAACAGCACCCCCUCUCCCAACCGCCGCAAAAACUACCCCUUUAGUGACGGGGGCUUCAGUGAAGAUGACUGGGACAAAGCUGCCGAAUACGGCGGCCAGCCGCAUGCCGAUGGUCUUCUGUUGGAGCAGGAGGACAGCUUUUGGUGCCAGGCCCUAGAAGACCUAGAAACGUGCGGGCAGUCCGAGCUACUGCGAGAGAUUGAGGCUUCAAUAAUGACUGGUAGUGCUCUGAGUCUGGGCGUGGACGGUGGAAAGUCUCACGCCGAAACUGUCGGUCAGCCACACCUCAGCCCUCUACGUAAGACUCCGCACCUGCACAAUGAGUCUAAAAACAAGAGCACCCUCCGCAUGUCGGAGAAGACCUGGGAAUCACGGAGGAUUAAAGAAGAGAUUCAGGACAUCCUGUCACCCACACCUUUAGAGCUACACAAGGUGACCGUGAUGAAAGACCCGGAGAUCGACGACUUCGGAUUCAGCGUGUCAGACGGUUUCUUGGAAAAGGGUGUUUACGUGAACAUGAUCAGACCUGAUGGACCGGCAGACCGCGCUGGACUCAGACCCUACGACAGGAUCUUACAGGUAAACCACGUCCGGACACGAGAUUUCGACUGCUGCUUGGCCGUGCCUCUCAUCACAGAAGCCGGAGACAAACUCGAGCUGGUGAUCAGCCGAAACCCUUUAGCACAGCCGGGUGUCGUCCAGCCCCAUGACUGCCAUCCCCACUUCAAUCCUGUAGGCCAUUCCCGCGAGCACCAGACCAACACGCUGGACCUGUGACAGCCAUAAAACAAAUCAAUGAUUUCAUUUCUAUUCUAAUGAGCCUAAAUAUCCAGAAUUCAAAAGAUUAUGUGAAGGAAUUGUAAAAAAAGAGCCGCCGUUUUGACGCACAGUGCUGUAAAGGAUCUGAGCCAGUUUUUUCAAAAACAUACAAACAAAAGCAAAACAUAAUAGAGGACUUGGACUAAUACAAUGCAUACUGUACAAGAACUUCGCCUCGUCUUUUUAGAAGACAAAACCAUAUUGUCUAAAUGUUUACAAGGAUAGGGCAUCUUGUUGUUAGAGUAGCAGGGUUGUCAAAUGCGCUGUGACUCAAAAUAUGUCACUCCCAUACUUAAAAUACAUAUUUGGCAGUCACUGUCAUGUAUUAAAUAUAAGUAAUAAGCACUUUCAUUUAAGUUUUUGGUUUUCAUGACUAACUUCAUCUUACCGUAUGAGUAAAAGUAGCCCAGUUCUGUGGGAACCUUGUGGACCUGGCAACCCCCUUUGUUUUGUUAGCUUUUGCUUUAUUAUAUAUCCUCAUUUUUUGUCAUUUUAGUUUAUUUUCACUUUUUUAGCAGCAAAAUGCAUAUUGUGCUCAUAUGUUUACAAAAGAGAAAAAGACUCUCUGCUUUUUCAGUGGAUCCUCAUCACAGGAGGGGUUUUUUGGAAACCGAUUUUUCUGUGUUGUGUUUUUAAAAUUAAGCGUUUUUACAAAAUGAGAACUCGCAUGACAGACUCUGAAUUUAAAGUAAGCUUUCUUUGCAUCCCCCCCAUACACAAACACCGCUACUAUAAACAGAAAAAUGACCACUUUUGUUUGUAUCACAUACACGCAUACACUAUGCUCUCUCUACAAACAAACAAAUGCAGAUUUCUUAGUCACACAUAAACACUUCAGGCCACGAGGGCCACAACAACAAUGCACAAGUUGACCGCCCGCUGCUCUAAAAAGAACGUUUGAUAUCACCGACAAUAACUUCACAGCGUCUCCUGUCAACACCAUGUGAUGCGACACAAUUCCUCUUUCUUAUUUUAUAUAAGCGCAUAAGGGUGUCCCAUGACUCCUUUAAGAACAUUAGAGGUCAUUUGUUGUGAGGACUAUUAGAUAUAUUAGAGACAAAAUGACACCAUAAACAGCAACAGCGUUUUAUUUUGAACACAUAAAUGGUCAUUCACACAUUUUUAAACCACUGUUAUGAUUUUAUAGCAUAAGAUUCCCCAUUAGAAAUAUGAUUUCUUUUUUCAUUUUUGACAGUAUUAUAAGGACCACAAUUAAUCCUAAAAAAUAUAUUUUAACACAAUUCUAAAUUCAACUCUGUUAACCGAUUUAUUUUAAUAGAAACAAUAUGUUUAGCGAUAACAAAAUUUGCAAUCGGUGCAACUAUGUUAUCCAUCCUGGCAAAUAAUUAUUAUUAUUUGUAUUAUUAUUAAUAGAAAUAGUGUUUGUUUUUAUUUUUUAAUAUUACAUUUUUGCCCAUUUCAUUUUUAUGUGCUUUCGAAGAUAACCAAUUCCUACAGUCAGGGUUUCCGAAUCAUUCAUGUCACAAAUAAAAAAACAGCUAACAACCCUCAUAAAAAGUGAAACGAAACUAAAACAGCACAAGCAUCUUGGGCCGGUUUCACCAGGCGAUCUUAACUGCAUUUCGCAAAGAUAUCAUUUUAAGGGACGUUAUUUAGGGUGAAAAAUAAUAGAAUGGAAGGUUUGAAACAAUGAAAAAUAACUUAAAUGAAGGUUUCGUUUUAGCAGCACUGAAUUUUUAGAAUUAAUCAAUGAAUUAUUACCGCAGACAGUUAUACAUUAAACAAAUGGGAAUGGAGCGCCGCUUCAUUGACUGAAUAUCCAACCCUUUUUUCCUUAUUUCGUUAUUGCAUUUGUAUGUACUUCAUUUUUUUCUAGUUUCUUAAGCGAUUUUUCUUGUUUUAACUGUAAUUUUUCAUUUCUUUUAUCUAAUUAUUGUUCCUCUUUAACGAUUUUAAUCAAUGGAGACAGUAAGAAUGUCACUCUCAAUGCGGUAGAUUGUGGCAGUGGGGACGCGCAUCGUCUAAGCUGAGCGUAGCUGCACCUGGACGUAGUUAAGCCCGACAUAAGAUUUACACCCAACUUUUUUACAUCCUGGUGCAACCGGCCCCUUGUGUUUUGUUCUUUGUGGACAGUGUCAUAAGCAUUUUCUCAUGACACUAUCUUUUACAGCCGUGACUUCCCCUAGAAUCUGUGAGAAACAAGAAGUUCUGAUGCUUAUGUUGUUGACACUUUAAAUUCUCACAUCACUGUUUAAAAACUGCAAUUUUGCGGAUUUUUUGCUGUUUUAUUGUAAAGAAAUUUUCACAGAUUUUGUAAAUGCCUGAAAAAUGUUAAAUUACAGAAAUAGAACAGCAAAUUUAGUAGUUGUUUGUAAAAUAAUAAGAAAACGUAAUUUUACUUUACAAAAAAAUAAAAUUCUGGUGCCCACAGCUACCACAAUAUUAAAGAUUUUACUUUUCUUUUUUACAGUGUAUACAAACUUUAAAUACGCACUUCUAUUACCUGCAUCCUCAAACGUCCUCACAUAUAAUUGUGCAACAGUAAACUCUAGGUGUGACAUAUGUCCUGUUGACUUCAUGGAAAGCUUACUGUGGUUAAGUACUGUCGUACCCCAACAUUCUUCCAUCGCAUACUUAUCUUUAAACACCUAACUGCUGCCACAAUGGAGCGUUCACACCAGUCCUCACAAAUCUCCACACCUCAAGGCCACGACGUGUACUUUCACAAUAGCCGAGCUGUCAUUGGUCACUGUUGGCCAAAUAUUACAAAUGUUUCCCCUACGGGCUAUUUUGGACACACCAUCCCUUUAAAAGCCAUCACAUCGUUACCUCGUGUUUGGCACCUGCGGUACCUCCAGCUGUUACAAAUGUCACGUCUCCGCAGACACAAGGCCCUGAUGUCUAUUAACCUCCACUAAACAUUUACAUUAGUGUUUCGCAAAACCUUGACACAAUUAAUAAGGAAAACUGAGGACGUCUAGAUUUUUGGGAUAUUCAGUCCAUGUCCAAAAACCAAUUAAUCUGUAGUUGUUAAAGUAAACUUGUGUGUCUGAUGUUGUGUGUGUAUGUUUUUAAUGUUUUAAUUGUGGUCUUGAUACGCAUGAGAUCGGAUGUGUUUGACGUUUUUUUAAUCAACGGACAUUUAAGCACAGCUGUGACUGGUCGGGAAUAUUUUUUUUAAUACUUAAAAUGUUAACAAGACUUCAAUUCAUUAUGUAAAUGUCCUCAUUUUUUGCAGCAGAUGGACGGUCGUAUUAAAAUCCCUAGUCAUAAUAGAUUAUCCACACAGUACUUAUUUUAUUCUACAUAAGGACAAUGAGAAUUGUAUUUUGAUUCGCGACCAAGCGAUCCACAAGAAGCUCCGCUGAUGAGCUCUCUUUUUGCGUUUUUAGACAUUCCAAAUUUAAGAAACUAUAACUUGGCGCACCGAAUAACUAUUAGUGAUCAGCAAUAGAUUUUAUUUGUCUUCCUUUAUGAAACGUCAUCCACACAAAUGCUACAAUUAUCCGUGGAUAAGUUGAUUUUUUUCCUCACUCUGCUGUCUUUACCUUUGGAAAGCACAAGUCAAAUCUAUUUGCAGUAAAGCAGAAAGCACUCAUUGUUCUAGAUGAUGCUGUUUAAUUCUGAGUCGAACAAUCAGAGCCUCUGUUCAGGCCCAUGGCAUUAGGAGUCUACCCAAUGCUCACUACUAGGCCCAUACAAGUUUUCUUUUAACCUAACACCACUACCUUUCUCUCUGUGUUAUAUAACUCUACCAAAGCUGUCCACGGAACAAAAUAAGGUUGUUAUUUAUUUGAGUCCGCAUUGUACGCACGUUUUGUCUUAAAGUUUCCGCAACUGCAGGCCAAACGCCACUGAAGUCUUGUUUUGGUUCCCCUAUACUUUGUUUCUACUCUCAAAGAGCAGCAAUUGUCUUCUUUUCCUUUUGUUUCAGAGUGAUUUAACCAUGAUAUUGUUCAGUGUUGGUGUUUUAAAAUGUCGCACACACUAUUCCAGGAGGAAAGAUGACAGAGUUUCUUUUACAUGUGCAAUAUUGAGGCCACAGACAGGAUUUUAAAGGAUUUUACAUAGAAGCUCUAUAAAGUUCCAAACGUGUUCAUCCCUAUGCAUUUUGAAUUCCUGAUUAAUGUAUGCAUUGAUAUUAACGUGUAUUUUUGAAUGUGUAAUAUGAAAGUUCAAUUCUCUGUACAGUAUUUUUGUAUGAACUCUAAACCUGCUGUUUCCGCAGCAUAUUUGAAGCACAAUGACGAAGACAGGACUUUUGAAAAUGAACUGAGUAAGUCUAUUCUGGUUUGGCAAGACCGGUUUGGUGUUGAAACCCAUUCCUUAUCAACAGGGGAAUGUGCUGAUGAUACAAUUUUUCUAAAAACAUCGGAAUAAAAGAGGUUAAAACGUGA
This is a messenger RNA of Triplophysa rosa, 7993 nucleotides long. RefSeq names its product glutamate receptor interacting protein 2b (gene grip2b). The coding region runs from base 312 to 3593 and encodes 1093 amino acids. The record is from RefSeq and is a predicted model, not a curated record. Lineage: Eukaryota; Metazoa; Chordata; Actinopteri; Cypriniformes; Nemacheilidae. Gene Ontology annotation, molecular function: protein binding. Gene Ontology annotation, biological process: neurotransmitter receptor transport, endosome to postsynaptic membrane. The transcript has 24 exons.